AUUGCACCUAUUUCAAAAGGGAAUUCUCAAACAUCAUCAAGAAUUCAAGAUCAAGAAUCGAGGUUCAUUACAAAACAUAAAUUAUUAUUAAUCAGCAAUUACCCAAUUAAUUGCAUAAAUUUUUGAAAAGGGGUUUCUCAAAGUAGCCCAAAAUCAAAUUAGUGGGAUAGCCAUAGCCGAAGGGGAAAGAAAAGCUCGAGGAGCAAACCGGGCAGGGUGUACGGACGCCCAAAACCCCGAAGGUUCGGAGAAAUCCAAGAAGGCUAUAUCUGCGAGACGAAGAAGGAUUUCAGACAAACGCCAAAAUGGAUGAGUUCGACCUUGUCCUGGAACGCCUCGAAUUCAUCUCCCUUUCUCAUGCUCGCUGCUUCGAAUAUUCUCGAAUUUCCGAAAGAUCCUACAGAAUUAUUCCCCAAAUCGAUCUCGAAACGCAGAAACAGUUGGAAGGGUUGAGACAGAAACAUCGGUGGAAUUAACGUGGGCUACCAAAUGGGGCUGGCGCCGGAGAAUUUCCUCGGCACGACACACAUACGUGCCAUGGAAGAAGAUGUGUCGAAGAAGGUUGAUAUGUACCUUCAAAUGCUCCAGUCGAGCGCCGAGGAAUGCGACGAAGUCGGGGUCGACAUCGAAGUUAAGAUCACGGCCGGGACGCCUUUGAGGAAGGUAGUGGUGCAAGAAGUCGCUUCGUCGAGCGCAGCGUGGGUAAUACUCGACAGGCAUUUGCGGCGAGAACUGAGGUACUACAUUAAACACAUCCGAUGUAAGGUCGCGCUGGUCCUCGACAACCUCACGCUCGAGAUUCUGCGAUCUUCCAAUACAAACAAGGAAAUCGAUUACAUCGAAGAUAAGGUGUAUUACUCGUUGUCCAAAUCCGUCCCGCCGCAGCCGGUCAGCGACAACGAGAACAAGGAACAAUCGAGCAUCUCGGUCAGCUACAAUGCGCCGAUGGUUUCCAUCGAUAGCAACUUCCCGACAUCCUUCACCUACCAAGCCAAGGACCACACCGUUCCCUCGCAAAACGGGUUACCAAGGAAUCUCAAGAAAGAAGAUUCAGGUAAUUAUGCGAAAACAGAAGCUCAGUACUACGCUCCGUCUCCGAAGACGUCGAAGCUGCGAAGAAAGUCUAGUCAGCGUCGAUCCUCGUCGGACGUACCAGUCCUUUGCAUUGCUUGCGGAAUGAAGACGGAGCUCGACUCGAAAAGAUAUAGCUAUUCCGAAAUCCAGAUGGCGACCGACGAUUUCUCGUCGGAAAACUUACUCGGCGAAGGCGGCUACGGCUUCGUUUACAAAGGCGAGCUUAAGGACGGGCAACUUAUCGCUGCGAAAAUUCGAAAGGAAGCGAGCACGCAAGGAUUUUCCGAGUUCCAAUCCGAGGUUUAUGUCCUAAACUUCGCUCGACACAAGAACAUCGUGAUGCUUCUCGGGUAUUGCUGCAAGGAAAAUCUCAACAUUUUGGUGUACGAGUACAUCUGCAAUAAGUCACUCGAAUGGCAUUUAUUCGAUAAUUCCAAUCACGUCCUCGACUGGCACAGACGGCAAGCAAUUGCUGUCGGGACGGCAAAAGGGCUGCGGUUUCUGCACGAGGAGUGUCGAGGAAGUCCGAUCAUUCAUCGGGACAUGAGGCCGAGCAAUAUAUUGCUGACACACGACUUUGUACCGAUGUUGGGAGACUUCGGCCUUGCGAAAUGGAAAAUGAGCGAGGAUGACGUACAGACGAGAAUCCUAGGCACGCUCGGGUACCUUGCGCCCGAGUAUGCCGAGAAUGGCAUUGUCUCGGUGCUAACUGACGUGUAUUCAUUCGGUAUAGUUUUGAUACAAUUGAUAUCGGGGCGUAAGGCUGUGGAUUCGUCGAAAGGUGGCCAACAACCGUCUCUCAGACAAUGGGCGGUGCCUCUGAUCGAGACACUUGCGCUGCACGAGCUGGUGGAUCCUCGGCUGGGCGAAUCGUACAAUACGUAUCAAAUGUACAACAUGGCUCGGACAGCGUAUUUAUGUGUCCAGCCCAGCCCCGAGAUGCGGCCAUCGAUGGCUGAGGUGCUGCGGUUCCUGGAGGGCGAUAACGAUCAUUUUCAGCACCUGACGGAGCAGUUCAUACCACAUUACAGCAAUUGAAAUUAAUUACUUUUACUAUUAAGGAAUUCACUCCACAUUUUGUUGUUUCUAAUUAUACAGAAACAUCAAUGGUGGUAACCUUAAAUUCUUGCAACCUAUAUGUAAUAUUGUCUGUUCAUUAAUAAAAUGUUUGCUCAGAUUUAGUA
Molecule: messenger RNA, 2258 nt
Organism: Andrographis paniculata
Lineage: Eukaryota; Viridiplantae; Streptophyta; Magnoliopsida; Lamiales; Acanthaceae
Product: serine/threonine-protein kinase CDG1-like
Exons: 10
Coding region: 490-2112 (540 amino acids)
Biological process (GO): protein phosphorylation
Molecular function (GO): ATP binding; protein kinase activity
Source: RefSeq, a predicted model, not a curated record